Molecule: messenger RNA, 384 nt
Organism: Panicum virgatum (switchgrass)
Lineage: Eukaryota; Viridiplantae; Streptophyta; Magnoliopsida; Poales; Poaceae
Product: translation initiation factor IF-2-like
Exons: 2
Coding region: 1-384 (127 amino acids)
Source: RefSeq, a predicted model, not a curated record
AUGCCCGCAGCAGCCAGCACCAACCGGUCUCCUGUGGCCCGCCGCCGGCCUCCCGCCCUGCCUCGCCCAGUCUCCCACCACCGGCCUGCCCCGCUCCGCCCGGUCUCCCGCCGCCAAGCUCCUGCUCGAUCUCCCGGCUGCGCCAGGGGCACAGGCUCCCCCUGCCGCCGGCCUCCCGCCCCGCCGCGCCUCGGGGCCAUGGUCUCCGCCGCCGCCGCCUCCGGCGUGGUCCGCUGCAGCCCGGCCUCCGUGAGGAGACGCAGCGCGCAGGCGGGGGGCAAAGAGCCGCUCGAGGAGCCACGCAAGGAGCCCUCCCAAACGGGGCCGCAGACGGAGCUGGUGCAGAAGGUGCUGCAGCGUGACCCCAUCAACUACCCGUUCUGA